Messenger RNA from Diabrotica balteata, 1689 nucleotides. The record is from the annotation of a GenBank genome assembly. Lineage: Eukaryota; Metazoa; Arthropoda; Insecta; Coleoptera; Chrysomelidae.
UUUAUGAAGUACCACAUAUAUUUUAUAUAUGCUUAUAAGUCAAUUAAUAAAUUCAAUUUUAAGGAAAUAUUAAUAUCCAAUGUCCACUAGCAAUAAUGUAAAAUCUAAGAAAUCCUCAAAGGAUCGAGAGAAAAGGAAGUCUUUGCCAAGUACAAGCAAUGCAAGUGACACUAACACAAGUGAUAAAGGAUCAUCAGAGCAGGAUGGCAUGCAAUAUGCUGGAAUUGGCCCAGAUAUUAUACGCAAUUAUGCAGAACAAACAAUGCAUGAAGCCCAUUUAUCAGAUGAAGUCUGUAAUCUCCUUAGUGAAGAUAUCAACUAUAAGCUCAGAUAUAUUAUUCAUGACGCCCUGUUAACAGCACGGUUGCAUGGCGAUAAUGUAAUAAGUUCAAAAGAUAUUGACGAAUCCUUCAGAAACUUAUCUAUUGAAAAAGUUUAUGGUGCAACUACUACGCCGAAUUGGGUACCCUUUAGUGAUGUACCGGGCGCAAACAGCAGUGAUCAAUUUUUUUAUUAUUUAGAUGAUAGUCUUGUGAAUCUCGUGGAAUUGGCAGAAGAAGAACCCACAUACGUUCAACACGGUGAUAUUAUUUUAACAAAAAGCUGGUUUCCAGAUUCAGAUGCCGAAAAUGUAAGUGAGGUGUACCAGAAUUACUUCAAGACGGCGUGCCAAUGUUUGAUAAGUGGCGAUGACGAAUUGAGAGAAGUGACCUUACAGGAUAUAAGUGAAAAUUCAAAAAUCGGUCCGAUAUCCCAGUGGUUCUACAAUUUUGGAUACUUCCUGCUUAUAAAAAAUAUAACGUAUGAUUCUCUGACUUUAAGAGCAUUAGAUCUAAUAGAAACUUUAGAGAACAGCCCCAUACCAAGUUCUACCGCGUCACAUAAAUCUCUUCAACUUUUAGUUAGGCUCCUUUUACAAAGACUGUUGCUUUCUUAUACGUCUCCGGAUAUUCUUAAGCGGAUGUGUUUUACUUUAAGUAUUUUGUGCCUUAGGGAACCUCUACGACAACUAGCGAUAUCAAAAAUCAAUCAAAAAAUAGACGUGAUUGGUCAAGGUGCUAUGCUUCCAGUAUUAACUAUCAUUUACUACUUGGGAGUUGACGCCGUUAAAGCAAUAUUUUUACCACGUAUUACAUUUUUCCUUGAUCAGAUUUUAAAAGAAAAUGGGGAGAUGAUAUAUUUUAUUUUGGCUAUUUAUGGUGUGAUAUGCCACGCAGAUCUGGACGACCAGUACACACAUAACUGGUUCGAUGCUAUCAUUCCCAGUGAUUUAGUUAUGUAUUGGAAGUCGUUUCAUCAACAGAAGGACGAUGAAAAAAUAGAAAUUAACUUUGCUACAAUGAAGUGCAAAUUAAUAUUAACUCGACGUAAGAUCGAUUGCACAGCUAGAAUUAUCGCAAAACCAUCAUUAGAGGACAUUUUAAAUAGCGGAGACAUCAAUCUUUUGAAUUCGUACCUGCACAAUAUCGAAGAAGUUUUUACGUUGCCUACCCAUGACUGUAAAAUACGAACAAAAAUUGAGGAGCAUAGGAGGAACAGGCAGGUGUAUAGGAAACAAACACAUGUAGUAAUCGGUAAAACUAGUUUAUUAUUGUCAGUAUUAAAUAGUGGUCAAAAACAUAAACGAAUUUCAAAUUGUUAUGGACAUUCCUUGAUGGAUUAUAUAUUGUAAAAAUAAAGAUUUUUUUU